Messenger RNA from Bursaphelenchus okinawaensis, 842 nucleotides. NCBI's taxonomy places the organism in Eukaryota, Metazoa, Nematoda, Chromadorea, Rhabditida, Aphelenchoididae. The record is from the annotation of a GenBank genome assembly.
AUGGCCCGUCGUGGUAAUAACGCCCUCCCAGGAAACCAUUUCCGCAAGCACUGGCAAAAGCGGAUCAAGACCUGGUUCAACCAGCCUGCUCGUAAAGUCCGUCGUGCCACUGCCCGCGUUGAGAAGGCCAAGGCUGUAGCCCCACGACCAGUCGGUUUGUUGCGCCCAGCUGUCCACUGUCCCUCAAUCCGCUACAACAGCAAGCUCCGAUUGGGCCGUGGAUUCACCAAGGAAGAAUUGAAGGCUGCUGGAGUUACCGUUGUUGAAGCCAGACAAUUCGGAAUCGCCGUUGACUUCCGUCGUGUCAACCGAUCUGUCGAAUCUAUUGAAGUAGGUUUAUUUUUCUUUUUGGUUUAAUAUUUAGAUUUAUAGGAUGUGUUAGCUGAAUGUUUUGUUAUAGAUAUUAAUUUGAUUUUUUUCAGCGCAAUGCCCAGAGGCUGAAGGAGUACAGAUCCAGACUGAUUGUCUUCCCCAAGAAGCUCAGCAAGCCAAAGAAGGGAGAUAGCAACGUAAGUUUUCUAUAUUUUGUUGAUGUUUGCAAAUUAUAAUCAGAUUUUUAUUUUUUAGUUUCUAAUCUGCCAAUUUUGGUUUAAGAACGUUGUUAACAUACUUUUAAUUUUUAGGAAUCCGAACUCAAGUUGGCUCAACAAGUUAAAGGAACCAUCCUCCCCGUCAAGAACACCCAAUCCAGAAUCCGCGCUCAGCCAAUCACUGAGGAACUCCGCAAAUUCCAAGUAUACCGACACCUCAGAAACGUCCGUGGUGAGCAAAGAAACAGAGGAAAACGUGAGAAGGCUGCCAAGCUUGCUGCUGAAGACGGUUUGGGAUCUACUCGUCGUUAA